Molecule: messenger RNA, 930 nt
Organism: Stylophora pistillata
Lineage: Eukaryota; Metazoa; Cnidaria; Anthozoa; Scleractinia; Pocilloporidae
Product: transmembrane protease serine 9-like
Biological process (GO): proteolysis
Molecular function (GO): serine-type endopeptidase activity
Source: RefSeq, a predicted model, not a curated record
CUCUCCUCCAGAAACAUGGCGUCAAACACCUGGCUUUUUGCAUUUUUAUUGCUAAUGACCUUCAUCGAUUUAACAGAAGCCCAGGAGGGACCAGAAAUGGAAACUCCUGAAAACGAAGUGGAGACCCCUGAAAACGAAGUGGAAAGCCCUGAAAACGAAGUGAAAACUCCUGAAAUGGAAGCUCCAGAGAAUAACUCAUCAUCGUCACCAUUUUUAAAAUUACCGGCAUGCGGUUUCCGCCCUAGUAGAGUCCUCGUGGUUGGUGGUGUGAACGCCAUGCCCAACUCAUGGCCAUGGAUGAUUUCACUCCAAAGAAAAGGAGCUCAUCAUUGUGGUGGUUCAUUGAUCAGCACCAACUGGGUUCUUACCGCCGCUCACUGUUUAUUUGAACGGACGCCAAGUCUGUACACGGUUGUUGUUGGCGCACAUUCGUUGUCCGGUUCGACGCCUGUUCAAGAAACAUUCAAAGUCAAAAGACUUAUAACGCAUCCGAAUUAUACCCAGGGUACAGAAAACAAUGACAUCGCGCUUUUGGAGUUAGAUCGCAAAGUCACGCUGAGCCUCAGGGUAAAUCUGGUCUGCUUGCCGCAAAAGGGAUCUAGAAUUCCACCAGGAACACGAUGUACCAUCACCGGCUGGGGACUCAACAGUACUUAUGGAGCUAUUACCGACAUACUCCAGCAAGAAGAACUGCCUGUUGCUAGUCACAGUGACUGCACAAAACGUAAUACGGAAACAUUUGUCGAUGAGAGGUGGAUGUUGUGCGCUGGAGGUCUAAAAGACAGUGCUGCUUGCAAGGGGGACAGUGGCGGACCUCUUUCUUGUCUUGAAGGAACGCGCUGGGUCGUAAGAGGUGUCACGAGUAUGGUGCCCUGGCCGUGCGAAAACGAUUUGUACUCAGUGUUUGCCCGGGGUGAUGCUAUUCCAUAA